Molecule: messenger RNA, 783 nt
Organism: Onthophagus taurus
Lineage: Eukaryota; Metazoa; Arthropoda; Insecta; Coleoptera; Scarabaeidae
Product: larval cuticle protein A3A-like
Cellular component (GO): extracellular matrix
Source: RefSeq, a predicted model, not a curated record
UUACAACAUUGUUCUGGUAUAAAAAGUCCGCCCGCCGAAUUCGAAAUCAGAAGUCGAUUUGGUUUCGAUAUAACAACACUUACAAAAAAUAACAUAGCACAAUGAAACUUUUCGUUUUUGCUGCCAUCUUAGCUUAUGCUAGAGCAGGAGUUAUUAGCUCCUACGCAGCCGCCCCCGUAGCUUACCCAGCUGUACAUAGUUAUGCCGCACCAGCAGUUCAUAGCUAUGUUGCCCCAGCUGUUCAUAGCUACGCUGCUCCAACAAUCGCUAAAGUAGCUACAUAUGCUGCCCCAGCUCCAAUUACCUACGCCGCAAAAUCAUUCGCUCCCGUUGCUUACACCGCCCCAGUUGUUAAAACCGUAGCCCCAGCUGUAGCUGUUGCAAAAACCGUCGUCCAAGAAGAAUACGACCCCAACCCUCAAUACUCCUUUGGAUAUGACGUCCAGGAUGGUCUCACCGGAGAUUCAAAAAGCCAAACCGAAACUCGUAAUGGAGAUAUCGUCCAAGGAUCUUAUUCCUUAACCGAUCCCGAUGGCACAAGAAGAACUGUCGAUUACACCGCUGAUCCCAUCCAUGGAUUCAACGCCGUUGUACGCAAAGAACCCUUAGCCGUUGUUGCUAAAGUUGCAGCUCCAGUUGUUGCUAAAGUAGCCACCCCCUUAGCUUACACCGCCCCAAUCGCAAAAGUAGCUGCCCCAGUAACUUAUUAUCACUAAGAAUUCUGUGAAUUCAUUUUGAAUGUAUAUAUUUAUGAAUUGAAAUAAAUUGAGUAAUAUAAAAAUU